Molecule: messenger RNA, 516 nt
Organism: Platichthys flesus (European flounder)
Lineage: Eukaryota; Metazoa; Chordata; Actinopteri; Pleuronectiformes; Pleuronectidae
Product: retinal cone rhodopsin-sensitive cGMP 3',5'-cyclic phosphodiesterase subunit gamma-like
Exons: 3
Coding region: 145-369 (74 amino acids)
Biological process (GO): positive regulation of G protein-coupled receptor signaling pathway; visual perception; positive regulation of epidermal growth factor receptor signaling pathway
Cellular component (GO): photoreceptor outer segment membrane
Molecular function (GO): 3',5'-cyclic-nucleotide phosphodiesterase activity; cGMP binding
Source: RefSeq, a predicted model, not a curated record
GGCAGAUUAAACAUUUGAGGGGAUUAGCAGCCCUCAGGACUUUAAAAAGGGACGGUCCAACAGUGAGAGGACAAACUGACAAGCUCAACAGACAGCAUCAGAAUCAGCAUCAGGAAAAGACCUCAACACAAGUAACUAAUCAAAAUGGCAGACGUCGCCGUCGCAGCACCCGCCGACAAGAAGGCUCCAAAGUUCAAGGCCAGGGCCAUGCGCACCUUCAAGAGCAAGGCUCCUAAACCAGGCCAGAAGGGAUUUGGAGACGAUAUCCCCGGCAUGGAAGGUCUUGGCACAGACAUCACAGUGGUUUGCCCAUGGGAAGCCUUCGGCGACAUGGAGCUCAGCGACCUGGCAAAAUAUGGAAUUGUUUAGACCUCUCUCCUCAGCCUCUGCCCCUGUUUGCCACUUUAGUCGCUCAUGUAUUCCUACUGUGGUCUAAGCAGAUGAAGAUCUACUACCUGUGAGCUUUAGAGAGGAGGCAGCCCUUCAUGAUUUAGAGGUUUGACCUGGAAAAAAAAA